Messenger RNA from Ctenopharyngodon idella (grass carp), 5776 nucleotides. RefSeq names its product protein kinase N1a (gene pkn1a). Lineage: Eukaryota; Metazoa; Chordata; Actinopteri; Cypriniformes; Xenocyprididae. Gene Ontology annotation, molecular function: small GTPase binding; protein serine/threonine kinase activity; ATP binding. Gene Ontology annotation, biological process: protein phosphorylation; signal transduction. The transcript is spliced from 22 exons. The record is from RefSeq and is a predicted model, not a curated record. The coding region runs from base 604 to 3402 and encodes 932 amino acids.
UGGCGAGCGGCGACAGUAUCUUUUUCAGAGGAGCGGAUUGUUGUAUUAUUCACCGGCUGUGAAUGUGAACUCCUCGGGCCUCGUUUGAUGAUGAGCUAGCAGUUGAACUGAAUAUACGCGUUGGUGUUUUUAGGUGAUAAAUUGAGAAGGAAAGCUGAACUCUUUUGACCAGUUACCCUGCCCAAUGCGGUACAUGUAUUCAGCUGUAACGAGCUCCACCAGAAGAACUAUUUCAGGACGCUAUCAUGGAAAAAUACGUGCGACUUUACUGCAAGCUGUCGAUAUGCCAGAUAUAGCUUGAUUGAACAUUGCCAUUCAUAUAGCUAAUGAUUUUAUAUCAUGUUUUACUUGUAGUUGUUUUUAUUUUAAAUUGAAGGAAAGCGCAUACUAGCUUCGGUUAUGUCCAGAUGACAACCUGCAUCAGGUCUGACAGUGAUGCAACAGCAUUUAUUACAUGUACAGAGUUUUAAUAAGUCGUUAAACCGCUGCUGGAUCUUAAACUGUUGCAUUGAGAGCUGACAUUGUCGGAUAUCAUUGAGAAUCUUGGAAGAGGAGGAACGACAAUUUGGGUGUCCUGAGACAAACGCCAAUUCAGAUACAACGAUGGCAAAUGACUCCAUCCAAAGUGAUCCCGGUGGGUUGUCGGUACUAGAGCAGCUAGGCUUGGACCACAGCUCCGAUUUCUCUGACUCGAGUGUUCAGCAGCGAUUGGAUGAACAACGAGAGCGAAUCCGUAGGGAAAUCCGGAAGGAGCUGAAGAUUAAAGAGGGGGCAGAGAAUCUCCGCAGAGCCACUACAGAUAAACGAAAUGCUCAGCAGGUGGAGAGUCAGUUGCGGAGCUCCAAUCGACGUCUGGAAAUGCUCCACGAUCAACUACAAGAGCUGGAUGCUCGUAUUGUCGUCAAAGGGACAGAUGAUUCACGUGAUGAUGUUCCUCAGUCUCCAGGAGCAGAGAGCAGGUCGUCGGCCCAUAAGGAGAGAAUCGCUGCACUGGAAAGGCAGUUAAACAUCGAACUCAAGGUCAAACAGGGGGCUGAAAAUAUGAUCCCUAUCUACGCCAAUGGCUCCACUAAGGAUAAGAAGAUGUUGCAGACAGCUCAGCAGAUGCUACAGGACAGCAAGACAAAGAUUGACAUCAUCCGCAUGCAGAUCCGGAAAACAGUGCAGGCCUUCGAACACAAUGAUGAUACGCAGGGAAAGCCUGACCCAUGUGGUAUGGAGCUACGGAUUGAGGAGCUCAGACACCAUUACCGCGUAGAGCAUGCUGUUGCUGAGGGAGCGAAAAAUGUCCUUAGACUUCUUGGAGCCAGUAAAGUACAGGAUAAGAAGGCCAUGUCAGAGGCUCAAUGUCGUCUGAGUGAGUCGUCUCAAAGGUUGGAUCUGCUGAGAGAUUCAUUAGAUAGGCGGUUAGCAGAACUUCCUGAGGAUCAUCCCAAAGCAUCUGUCAUUAAAGAGGAGUUGGUUUUAGCCUCCUCACCAGCAUUCAGCUCUCGACAUGGCGCCCCCUACCUGCACAACCAGUACAGCACCCUCUCCAAACCCUCACCGCUCACUGGCACUCUUCAGGUCACAUUGCUGGGCUGUAUGGGUGUGCUGGAGGUGGUUCCCGGCCGUUCCAAGGGCAGCCAGGUAGUGUUGCCGUGUUACAGUCCGGGAGAGGGGCGGUCCUUUAUGCGGAGUGGAAAAGGCCUGUACAGUCGCAGCGGCAGCGUUAGUGGAAAAACACCCCCCAAAACAGACGAACUGUCCUCGGAGGUGAGUGCAGUACUGAAGAUGGACAACGCGGUCGUGGGUCAAACAGCAUGGAAGAUGGUUGGAGAACAGGGCUGGGAUCAGACCUUCACCGUAGAGCUGGAGAGAUCCAGAGAGAUGGAGAUCGCCGUGUACUGGAGAGACUACCGAUCUCUGUGUGCGUUGAAAUUUCUCAAGUUAGAGGACUUCCUGGACAACCAGAAACACCGAGUACAACUAGAGCUAGAACCACAGGGACUGCUGUUGGCAGAGGUCACCUUCUUUAACCCCGUGAUCGAGAGGGUUCCACGGCUAAAAAGGCAGAAGAAAGUUUUCUCCAAGCAACAGGGUAAAGCAUUUCUGCGAGCUCGGCAGAUGAACGUUGAUAUCGGCACAUGGGUGAGGUUACUGAGGAAUGCCAUACCAACCGUCAACAACACAGGAACUUACAGCCCUCACGCCCACACUGUACAGACAGGUGAGAUAUCGGUGGAGAAGUUGAGUUUAGACUAUGACUCACCGAUGAAGGUGGACAUCCGGCGAGACGUCACAGAUACAGGCACUCCCGAACGACAGCCGGCCACUGAGCCCCUCUCUGCUCCUGACGUCACCACUCCUGAGCGACAAAUCAGAACACAUUCACUGAGCAGUAAACAGAAGAAGACCCCUUUGAGCCUGCAGGAUUUCCGACUAAUUGCUGUUCUUGGCAGAGGCCAUUUUGGAAAGGUGCUGUUGGCAGAAUACAAGAAGUCAGGCAGCAUGUACGCCAUAAAAGCCCUAAAGAAAGGAGACAUUGUGGCCAGAGAUGAAGUGGAAAGUUUGAUGUGUGAGAAGCGCAUUUUUGAGACGGUGAACAGUGCGCAACACCCCUUCCUGGUGAACCUGUUUGCAUGUUUCCAGACUCCAGAACAUGUGUGUUUUGUCAUGGAGUACACGGCAGGCGGGGACCUAAUGAUGCAUAUACACGCAGACGUCUUCACCGAGCCACGGGCUGUGUUCUAUUCUGCUUGUGUAGUCUUAGGACUUCAGUUUUUACAUGACAACAAGAUUGUGUACCGAGAUCUUAAAUUGGACAACUUGCUGCUUGACACAGAGGGUUACGUGAAGAUUGCCGACUUUGGAUUGUGUAAAGAAGGUAUGGGUUUUGGGGACCGGACCAGUACGUUCUGUGGGACUCCAGAGUUUCUGGCUCCAGAGGUUCUAACAGACACGUCGUACACGCGGGCCGUGGACUGGUGGGGACUCGGAGUGCUUAUAUACGAGAUGCUGGUGGGAGAGUCCCCAUUUCCAGGUGAUGAUGAAGAGGAGGUUUUUGACAGCAUAGUGAACGAUGAAGUGCGAUACCCACGGUUCCUUUCCUCAGAGGCCAUUGGCAUCAUGAGGAGGUUACUAAGGAGAAAUCCAGAAAGACGACUGGGCUCAAGUGAGAAAGAUGCAGAGGAUGUCAAGAAACAACCUUUCUUCAGGAAUAUGGACUGGGAGGCUCUUCUCCUCCGUAAACUCCCUCCUCCCUUUCUUCCGUCUAUCGGAGGAUCAGAAGAUGUCAGCAACUUCGAUGAGGAAUUCACAACAGAAGCGCCGAAUCUCACUCCGCCUCGUGAACCCCGGGUGCUCUCGCGGAAGGAUCAGGACAGUUUCCGAGACUUUGACUAUGUAUCCGACCUCUGCUGAGAGCCUCUUCACUGUGACAGUGCCGUAGAGAGACAUUUCUGCUCCGUGACUCAGUGACGAUGAGGACAAGUGUGGCCAAUUUGAGUGAAUUGUGAAUGAGCUGGACCUGUGAACACUGUGAUGGAAGAGAGGAGGCUCUGGAAAACAGUUAGAAUCGGAUUAACGACUGAACGUUUGUUUCUUGCCAACAGGUUUAAAGGUGCACUCAAUCAUUUUUUUUUUUUUAUGUUGCGCUUCGACUCGCACUGACACCUAGUGGUUUGGAUGAAGCAUCACACUAGUAAAAGUAAGUGUUCAGAUAUCGAUGUAGUUUUAGAAAUGCAUUUUUCGCAGUCAGCCAUGAUUAAUUUAUUCCACUAUUAUUCCACUGUUAGUGAAAUGAGUGGUAGCAGAUGUGAUCUCAAAAUGGCGGCUCCCAUCAGUGGACCAUCUUCAUGUAGAAUAAAACAGCUUUUAUUAGGCUACUGAUAUAACUAAAGUCUUCAUCUCAUGUGAAUGGUCAUAAUUUUAAACAUUAUUCAAAAGUAAUAUUUAUCUCUCAAAAAGUGCACCGUUAAACCUGUUGAAAUUGUUGGUUUGUCUUCAAGUGUCAUCUGCUUUUGAAAAAAUGCAUCUUGUCUUAACAAAGACAGUCUGAAGAUGUAUUUUAAAACUUGAAGCAAAUCAAUAAAGCUCACACAGAAGCAUCUCAGUGAACUUUUGUAAAUUAUCAUACGAACAAGAGCAUGUGGGAAAUGCAUUUCUGUUCAUUUUCACAUUUUGGAACCACUGAGGAACCAACUGGUAACAUCUACAAAAUCUUCCUCCAUUUAGACUUCCAAUGUCCAUUCAAACAGGAUGAUACUGUCUGAAUAAUUUCCAUUGACACGACGUGGACCAGGGACCCAAAGGAACUUUGUUUAAGAGACGCAUCUCAGCAGACACUGUGACAUUAGGUGGAAAAAGAGAGUUACGUCGAGAGUAGGGUUAUUUGAUUAGGCUAAUUUAAGCUUUCUCUUGCAGUUCUCAGUGGUUAAGAAGUUAAAACCUCUUUAGACUCGUUCAUUCUGGAUAUUUCACAACAAAAUACUCAUCUUCAAGUCAAGCAUAAUGAAAUUUAGGAGAGCAGCCCGGUUUGAAGACAGCUUGGUCUCCUUUCAUUAAGUGCACUUUUAGUAUGGCUACCUUUAUUAACUUUUUAAAAAACUAAUGAAAAAAAACUCUCAUAGAAAGUUGGUUUGAACAAAAUGCCUUAAUAAUGUUCCUGCUUUCCCAGUUUAUCCUGUUCAUCUUUUCACUUCAGUAAGGGAGACAAAUAGCUAGAAACCUAAAUCUUACCUGGCUAAACAUUAAAAAAAUGCAGAAUAUGUUUUUACAUUUUACAUAAAAACAAUAGCAAGAAGACACUUCAUUGUUACAGUACAUAUAUUUUGAAGUUCUGUUUUUGCUUGGUUUCUUUUUGUAUUCUCAGGCCGAGAAUGGAUCAUGCUACACACGUGGGAGAACUGUCUUGUCUGAAAAAAUGAAUUUAUGUCAUUUACUUUACAAUAGCAUAUGUAAAACUAUAGUAUGCUCAUCAAGAUAAUGUGAUAAAAUGAUCUGUCAUUUUAAUUCAGACCUAACAAGGCCUUCGGGGACUCAAAUAUUCAAUCUUUUGAAUGUUGUUGUACUGGAGUAAAGGAGAAAGAAUGUGUUUCGUUGAAUAUUUUCACAAGCUCCAAUCAUUGACUUUGUCACUGCAAACAUUUUUAACAUUGGUUCGAUGCUUUGAUGAAUCUGAGCAAAAGGGUAUAAAACCACUUUUGUUUAAAGACUCAAUGGCCUCAAUUAACAGAUACUUUGUUUCUAUUUUAUUAAUGUUUUUAAAUAGAUAUCUGUUAAAUAGAAAAUACUAUCUGUUGUUUAUUGUAGUCAUGAUGUGAAUGACUAGCAACUAGUGACUGUUAUGUGUUAGUUCUGGUUUUACACCCUUUAUUACCUCAGAGCUAUUUUGAUGCCUUUAAAACAUUAUGUGCAGUUGUUAUUAGACGGUUUGUGCGAAUGGCACAUCAUGACAUAUCUGUUACUCGCAAGGAGCUGAUGAUUAAAUUGUUUUUGAUUUUUGAAAGCAUUUGAUUACACACACACAUGGAUGAAGCCAAAAAAUAACACACACACACACUGUGGAAAAAAAAAAAAAAGUGUAGCAAAACCGCAGCCCUAUCACAUUUCAAACGCAUACACGAAAUAUUUGCAAAUGAAAUACUUGUGUAUCAUUUAACAUCUUGUACUCCUUUUUUUUCCUCUGAAAAGUGAAACUAUUAUGUGUCUGACUGCAGACUUAUGCAUGUCCUGUACAAUUACACAAUCCAUCAAACCUAUUACAUGAGUUGUAUUUAUAAAGCUGUUGUUGAGA